Menidia menidia (Atlantic silverside) is the source of this 3237-nucleotide messenger RNA. Lineage: Eukaryota; Metazoa; Chordata; Actinopteri; Atheriniformes; Atherinopsidae. The record is from the annotation of a GenBank genome assembly.
AUGGUGGUUCUCAAAAUUCGAGACCAGCCUGCUUUGCUGAAAGCUAUUUUUAACGUCGACCCAGAUGAAGUACGCUCCCUCAUAUUCAAAAAAGAGGAUGUGAAUGCACAGGACAAUGAGAAGAGGACUCCGCUGCAUGCUGCUGCCUACCUUGGAGAUGCAGAAAUCAUAGAGUUGCUGAUUCUUUCAGGUGCAAGAGUGAAUGCCAAAGACAACAAGUGGCUGACUCCGCUGCACCGGGCCGUGGCCUCCUGCAGCGAGGAUGCUGUCCAAGUGUUGCUGAAACACUCGGCAGAUGUGAACGCCAGAGACAAGAACUGGCAGACGCCGCUUCACAUCGCGGCAGCCAACAAGGCCGUGCGCUGCGCCGAGGCCCUCGUUCCCCUACUCAGCAAUGUGAAUGUAUCGGACCGAGCCGGCCGCACGGCGCUGCACCACGCAGCCUUCAGCGGCCACCUGGAGAUGGUGAGGCUCCUGCUCUCCAGAGGCGCUAACAUCAAUGCUUUUGACAAAAAGGACCGCCGUGCGAUCCACUGGGCGGCCUACAUGGGGCACAUAGAAGUGGUGAAGCUGCUGGCAUCGCACGGUGCGGAGGUGGCCUGCAAAGAUAAGAAAUCUUACAGCCCUUUGCACGCGGCAGCCUCCAGUGGCAUGAUUAGCGUCGUGAAAUACCUCCUGGACUUGGGGGUGGAUGUGAGUUCCACCCACAGCACCUGCUUAUCAUCAUCAGCGGCCCGCAGACAUGGCUGGCUCUUCUCACACAGCCGGGCGAUCAACGAGCCAAACGCCUACGGCAACACGCCCCUCCACGUGGCCUGCUACAACGGGCAGGACGUGGUGGUCAACGAGCUCAUAGAGUGCGGGGCGAACGUCAACCAGGUGAAUGAGAAGGGCUUCGCUCCGCUCCACUUCACGGCCGCCUCGCGCCACGGCGCGCUCUGUCUGGAGCUGCUGGUGUGCAACGGGGCAGAUGUUAACAUCAAGAGCAAAGAUGGUAAGACUCCUCUCCACAUGACGGCCAUCCACGGGAGGUUCUCUAGGUCUCAAGCAAUUAUUGAAAACGGUGCCGAGAUCGACUGCGAAGACAAGAACGGAAACACGCCCCUGCACAUCGCAGCUCGAUAUGGACACGAGCUCCUCAUCAACACCCUCAUCACAAACAGAGCUGACACUGCUAAACGAGGCAUUCACGGCAUGUUUCCGCUGCAUCUGGCGGCGCUCAGCGGCUUCUCCGACUGCUGCCGAAAGCUCCUGUCCUCAGGCUUCGAUAUCGAUACUCCCGAUGACUUUGGAAGGACGUGUUUACAUGCUGCCGCAGCUGGAGGAAACCUCGAAUGUCUCAAUCUUCUCCUCAACACCGGGGCAGACUUUAACAGAAAAGACAGCUUUGGCAGGACUCCUCUACACUACGCCGCAGCCAACUGUAACUACCAGUGUCUGUUUGCUCUGGUGGGCUCUGGGGCCAGCGUCAACGACGUGGACGAGCGGGGCUGCACACCCCUCCACUACGCCGCCGCGGCCGACACGGAUGGAACGUGCCUGGAAUAUUUACUGAGAAAUGAUGCAAAUCCAGGGAUCCGGGACAAUCAGGGCUACAACGCUGUGCAUUAUGCCUCUGCAUACGGACACCGCCUCUGUCUGGAGCUGAUUGCAAGUGAAACGCCCUUAGAUGUGCUAAUGGAAACCUCAGGGACAGACAUCCUGAAUGACUCUGAUGUCAGAGCUCCUGUCAGCCCGCUGCACCUUGCUGCAUACCACGGUCAUCAUCAAGCCAUGGAAGUUCUUGUGCAGUCUCUGCUGGAUUUGGAUGUUAGAAACAGCCAAGGGCGCACACCUCUGGACUUGGCUGCCUUCAAGGGUCACGUGGAGUGUGUGGACGUCCUCAUCAACCAGGGAGCCUCCAUCCUGGUGAAAGAUUUCACCCUGAAGCGAACCCCAAUACACGCUGCAGCCACCAACGGUCACUCAGAGUGUCUGCGGUUGCUGAUCGGAAACGCUGAUCUUCAAAGUGCAGUGGACAUUCAGGACGGGAAUGGACAAACCCCUCUGAUGCUGUCAGUCCUGAGUGGACACACAGAUUGUGUGUAUUCUCUCCUUAAUAAGGGAGCCAACGUCGAAGCCAAAGACAAGUGGGGCCGGACAGCCUUGCACAGAGGAGCAGUGACCGGUCACGAGGAAUGUGUGGAGGCUUUACUUCAGCACAGCGCCAACUUCCUGGUGCGAGACUGUAAAGGCCGCACGCCAAUCCACCUGGCAGCAGCAUGUGGACACAUAGGGGUACUGGGAGGCCUUCUGCAUGCUGCCCAAUCAGUGGAAACACUCCCUGCCUUAACAGACAACCAAGGCUACACUCCACUGCACUGGGCCUGCUACAAUGGUCACGAUACGUGCGUGGAGGUUUUGCUGGAACAGGAGGUUUUUCACAAGGCCGAGGGCAAUUCUUUCAGCCCCCUCCACUGUGCUGUAAUCCAUGACAACGAGGGCGCUGCUGAAAUGCUGAUCGACACUCUGGGCCCCGCCAUUGUCAACGCCAAAGACGGCAAGGACAGGACCCCGCUGCAUGCGGCGGCAUUCACCGACCACGUGGAGUGUCUCCAGCUCCUGCUGAGCCACAACGCCCAGGUCAACGGCGUGGACGCCGCGGGGAAGACGCCGCUCAUGAUGGCCGCCGCCAACGGCCAGACCAACGCCGUCGAGCUGCUGGUGAGCAGUGCGAAAGCAGACCUCACCCUGCAGGACGCCGUGAAGAACACUGCCCUCCAUCUGGCCUGCAGUAAGGGACACGAAACAAGUGCCUUGUUGGUAUUGGAGAAGAUCUCAGACAGAAACCUCAUAAACGCCACAAACGCCGCCUUACAGACGCCUCUACAUGUGGCUGCAAGAAACGGCCUGACUGUGGUGGUGCAGGAGCUUCUGGCCAAGGGAGCCAGCGUCCUCGCUGUCGAUGAAAAUGGUUACACACCCGCCUUGGCCUGUGCCCCCAACAAAGAUGUGGCAGACUGCCUAGCCCUUAUCCUGGCCACCAUGAUGCCUGUGUCCCCCUGCACCCCGGCACCCGCCCUCCCUUUCAGUGCCAUUAACCACUACACCACUAGCCCCUCCAAAAGUGUCACCUUCGACAGCCUGCCGGCGCUCCGCGGCGAGCACAGCUCCUACUGCAGCUUCAACAACAUCAGCCACCACGACGGCUUCUACAAAGAUGAAGAGCUCAAUGACUCUGAUUCCGAGACGUACUGA